Messenger RNA from Arabidopsis arenosa, 2276 nucleotides. Lineage: Eukaryota; Viridiplantae; Streptophyta; Magnoliopsida; Brassicales; Brassicaceae. The record is from the annotation of a GenBank genome assembly.
GCGUCUAUAACCCUUACGAAAAAAAAAGCUUGCAAGCAGAAAUCUAAUUCAUCGUGGAUAAAUCUCAGCCGUUAAUUUCUUCCCGGUGCUUCGAAUGAACGAUGACACGCGUCGAGUGUUUGAAAUCUCACCGUUGGAUUAUCUUCCACGUGGCAAUCAUCCUACAGAGCAAAGCCAAUGCCCAAUCAUUCUCACCGAGCCCGCCUGAUUUGCAACCGGGUCACACUCCGUCGAAGACCACCGUCUUUGCCGUUCUCGUCGCCCUCUUCUUCCUCACCGGAUUACUCUCCGUCUAUAUCCGCCAUUGCACUCGUUCUAGUCUCGAUUCCUCCACCAGAUACUUCCGCCGCCGUGCUAACGACGGCUGCUCACGGCGAGGCGGACUUGACAACGCCAUCGUCGAAAGCUUCCCUGUUUUCGCUUACUCCACCGUUAAAGAAUCGAAGAUCGGAUCCAAGGAUUUAGAAUGUGCGAUUUGUCUCAACGAAUUGGAAGAUCAUGAAACAGUGCGAUUACUUCCGAUUUGUAACCAUUUGUUCCAUAUCGAUUGUAUCGACGCUUGGCUUUACUCGCACGCGACUUGCCCUGUUUGCAGAUCUAAUCUCACGGCGAAAUCUGAAAAACUCGACGAAGAAGACGACGGUGUUCCGAUACCAGCGACGAGAGAUCACGUCGUGAUUGACAUUGAGACCGUUGAGUUAGCGAAGAGCCACCACCGACGGUUGAGUUCUGAAAUCUCCGGUAAGUUUCCGAGAUCGAAUUCAACGGGUCAUUCGAUGGAUCGAUUCAGUGACGGCACUGAGAGGUUUACUCUGCGGUUACCGGAUGAUGUGAAGAGGCAAAUAAUGGCGGUGAAAGGACGUAGGCUGAAACGAACGAGAAGCUUUGACAUUGAUUUGACGGCGGAGAAGUAUUGCCGGAGCGGUGAGGAAAGCAGUUACAAAGUCGGGUCGGGUGAGAAGUCGGAUCGGGUCAACUGGCCGGAUCGAUGGGGGUUGACUUUGUUCGUUUCGAAGUCAAACUCGGGUUCCGUUAGAUCACAGAAAGCUAACGAUCUAAUGGGUAUGAUCAAAGACAAAGCUUCUCAAGGCAAAGCUGCUUUAGUUUCAUCAAACACUAAAAGCAAAACUGUUUCUUUCCAUCUCUCUGUCCUCCGUGCCACUACUCAUGACCCUUCAACGCCGCCGGGAAAUCGUCACCUCGCUGUUCUCCUCUCCGCCGGUACUGGCUCACGAGCCACCGCUGCUUCAGCUGUAGAAUCCAUCAUGGAACGUCUUCACACAACCGGAGAUGCUUGCGUAGCUCUCAAAUCUUUGAUCAUUAUCCAUCACAUCGUCAAACACGGUCGUUUCAUACUCCAAGAUCAGCUCUCUGUUUUUCCGGCUUCCGGUGGCCGGAACUAUCUGAAACUUUCUGGUUUUAGAGAUGAGAAAUCUCCUUUGAUGUGGGAGCUUUCUUCUUGGGUCCGAUGGUACGCUUUAUAUCUUGAGCAUCUAUUAUCAACUUCAAGAAUCAUGGGAUUUUUCAUUUCUUCAACAUCGAGCACAAUUCAUAAAGAGGAAUACGAAGAAAUGGUUUCUUCUCUUACCAACUCUGACUUGCUUCGUGAGAUCGAUGCGCUCGUUGGUCUACUAGAAGAAGCAUGUAAAAUUCCGGAUCUACCCUUCUCCGGUGGCAAAUCUCUUGCAGACAAAAUCACUCAUUUGGUCGGAGAAGACUACGUGUCUUCGAUCAACGAGCUUUACACGAGAUUUAAAGAGUUUAAAGAACGAUCCAACACUUUGAGCUUUGGAGAUACGAUUGAGCUUGUCUGUGCUUUGAAGCGGCUCGAGAGUUGUAAAGAGAGAUUGUCUGAAAUCUGCCAUGGGAAUUGGAAGAGAGGUUGGAUCGAUGGGUUCUGGGGUUUGGUUCUUGAGGUUAAGGGUAUAAUUGGUAAUUUAGAGGAUAAUUAUGGGCAGAUUGAGAAAUCGAUUGUUGGGUUUGGGACGAGAGAAAAAGGAUACGAAUCGGCUCGGUUUACUGAUCGGUUAGUUAUCGGUUAUGGUGAUGCUGUUCGGUUUUCUUCAGGUAGAUUUUCGAAUGUUGAUCGGUUUAAUUUCCCGGUUUCUAAUGGACGACUUUGAUCUUCUUGUGAAUUUUUAUUUUUGUUUUUUGGUCCGAUGUCUUGUGAAUUUUACAAGACAAUCUUAAAUGAGGAAAAAAGUCCUAAACUUGAGAUUUUACUUCCAUGAUUCCAUCUGUUGGGCAACACUUACACAUAAACUUGAGCUUUUGAU